This is a messenger RNA of Pochonia chlamydosporia 170, 3321 nucleotides long. RefSeq names its product RNA binding protein Jsn1. The record is from RefSeq and is a predicted model, not a curated record. Gene Ontology annotation, molecular function: RNA binding. The coding region runs from base 1 to 3321 and encodes 1106 amino acids. The transcript is spliced from 3 exons. Lineage: Eukaryota; Fungi; Ascomycota; Sordariomycetes; Hypocreales; Clavicipitaceae.
AUGGCAGGCAACGCGCGGUCCGGGGCCGGUUCUCCGUCGCACGACAUGGCUGGAUCUAGCCGGCUCUUCUCCAAAAGAGCACGCGAAAUUCAAGCGCAAGAAGGGAUCCCCGGCCUGCCGCUCAAUCCAUGGGGUGGUCCUCCUACCAGCGGAAAUUCAACUCCUCUUCGCGAGAACAUCCCCGAAUCUCCGACAGAUGGCUUUCCUGACUUUGGCCACCUGCCGACCCCCGAGAGUCUGCCUCACACGGGCAGAGCUCGGGCUGGCACCGUUCCCUCCCGACUGCCUGGGGGUCCGGUAAAUGGCCUAUUGAACAUUCCUGGACUGGCUGCCAAGUCUGCUCGUGUCACGCCUUCACAGAGUCCAUUUGGCAAGUCACCGUCUCCAAAUCUCGACCACCCAGAUAACACGACUGGUGGCUCGGCUCUUCUCUCUAGACUUCGAGCAGGGUCUAUGCCACAGCGUAGCCCUUUCAGCACACUCCCUGGUACGAGCUCACCCUUUGGCCCGUCCAUCUUUAGCAGCUGGAAUCCUGCUGGCGUCGGUCGCGAGCGAGGCUCAACUCUGGCAAGCAUCGCCAGUGUCGGUUCCAACGGGCCCAGCUCCCCAUCGCAAUCUCAAUUCUCCAAAGAGGGAGGCGGUGACUCCGAUGUGCACAUGCGCACUCUAGACUAUCUCGGCCUCGCUGAAACCCCUCAACCUCCACGAGCACAGCUAGCGACGCCCUACAUGGCCAAUUUGGAUUUUACGAGACAGUCGAACCGCUUCCGGUCAUACUCGGUCAACAAUAAGGACAAAUACGCCGACGACGAAGAUGACUACGACGUUGAUGGUAUGCCCAUGGAGAGCCAAUAUGUGGCUCUUCAGGAUCAAUUAGCCGCCACCAAUGCGGCAAUUCACAACCACAACUUGGCUGUUCAGGCGUUCGUCAACCAGGCCACAGCCACUCGUCCCCGUGCUCGAACUGCUGGCGUUUUGGAGGCCCCAGGAAACCGUCUGUCUCGAACGCACAUCCCCAGCAAUGUCGGAAUCCCAACUUCAGUCCCACCAGCCGAAAUUCGCCUGCAAGAUGGAAAAGAUUAUGACGACCUUCCUCAGGCAAUUGCCGGCAUGAGUCUCGGCAGGUCCAACAGCCGCAACGCCGGACUUCUAAAUGCCGAAGAGCAAGGGUUGGAAGGUCCUACAAGUGCCCUUUGGCUCGGUGGCAUUCCAACAUCGACCACCACUUCGACGCUCAUCGAGAUGUUCAAAUGUCACGGCCCCAUCUUGUCGGCUCGUGUCCUCACACAUAAGAACUGUGGAUUUGUAAACUUCGAGAGGAUCGAAAGCUCGGUGGCCGCGAAGGCUUCCAUGAAUGGCAAGGAAAUUUUUCCGGGUGCCGGCCCAAUUCGAAUCAAUUUUGCCAAGCCCCCUUCAGCAUCCAAUACGCCAGGCCAUGACGGCGUAUUCCCUUCUCCCAGCCCUGACCCUUUCAGCCAGGGUCAGGACCAAACCGGCGGAUCUGGAGUUGCAGGCGCUGGGGAUGGUACACUGACUGCCAACGGACGAAGCUCCACCCCAACAGUGCCACCGAUGGCUGAUUUGGUGGAGGAUAUGAUGGACAUUGUCACGCAGUUUGGAGCUACAGAUGAGGACAAGGCGGCCAUUUCGCAGUAUCUUCAGUCAGCGGUACAAUAUGGAGGCUACGUGGACGAGAUCCCUCCUAUUCGCGAAACCACCCACACAAGGGUCCACGACGCUCCAAAGCUCAGGGACAUCCGAAAGCGCAUUGACAAUCAGCUCCUGUCGAAGCCUGAGAUUGAGAACAUUGCCAUCGACAUGCUCCCCGAGAUUGCGGAGCUCUCCUCUGACUAUCUCGGCAACACUGUCGUUCAGAAACUGUUUGAGCACUGCUCCGAUCAGGUUCGCGACGCCAUGCUGGCAGAAAUUGCUCCCCAUUUGGCCGAAAUUGGGGUCCACAAGAACGGUACUUGGGCAGCACAAAAGAUCAUUGGUGUCUGCAAGACUCAUGAGCAGAAGUUGACAAUUGUUGAGCACAUCAGGCCAUACACUGUCCCUCUGUUCCUCGACCAGUACGGCAAUUAUGUGCUUCAGGGGUGUCUGAAUUGGGGCCCUCCGUACAACGACUUCUUUUUCGAAGGUGUAGUCAGCCGUAUGUGGGAAAUCGCCCAGGGUCGCUGCAGCGCCAGAGCUGUCAGAGGCUGCCUGGAAUCCAAACUUGGCACUAGAGCUCAAGACAUGGUCGUCUCUGCUGCCACUGCUAUUCACAGCGCCCAGCUGGCAACCAACCCCAACAGUGCCCUCCUGCUGACUUUCUUCCUGGACUCGUGUGCAUUCCCAAACAAGCGUACAGUCCUGGCUCCGCGCCUUGUUCCUCACCUAGUUUACCUCUGCACUCACAAGGUGGCUUAUGUCACUGUCUUGAAGAUCAUCAACCAGAAAGCCGAACCAGAAGCCCGAGACAUCAUACUCAAGGCACUCUUCUUCUCGCCGAACGACCAGAUUUUGGAGACCAUUCUUCUCGACCCCAACUGCGGUGCCACACUGAUCUUCAAGGUCCUGACAACGCCUUUCUUCGAUGAGACUAUUCGAACUCAGGUUAUUGAGAACAUCAAGUCUGUCCUCGUCAAGAUCAAGGCCCAGCCUAACCAGGGAUACAAGCGAUUGAUGGACGAGGUCGGUUUAUCUACCAGAACUGCUCCCACUCGCGAGAAUAGUGGCACGUCUGAGGGCCGACAAAGACCAACAUCCCGACAAGCGAACAAUAGAGCCAUGAACGGUCAGCAUGGCCAGAGUGCUCCACCCAGCAACCCAGCAUUUUACAACCCUAUGAACGCGCAACCAAAUGCUGCCAGCUUAGAACCAGGAUAUGGCAACCAACGAAACGACAACCCUGAUCCCAACAUUACCGCCUUCCAGCAGUACGGGCAGGGCAUGGUGUACGGCACCCCAGCCGGCCCUAUGCCACCGGCCGUGAGCUUGCCUCAGCUCCAGUACCCCCAGACUAUCAUGAACAGGCCAGCGCCACAAAUGGGAUACAACUACCCUGCCAUGCAGACACCUUACGCAGCAUAUGGCGCGCCUCCAGCUCCGGGCAUGGAUCAAUAUCGUCAGCCGGGCAUCGCCAACGGAAGUCCAAUUCAGCCUCCGGCCUCCCAGAUGCCGCCUCAAAUGCCAACUGGCCAGUCACCUUAUGCCCCUCCCGGCUUUGGAGUUGGGGUGGGUGGAUAUGGCUAUGGAAACAUGGGCGGCAUGCAAAGCAUGGGUUACAUGCAGCAGCAGGAGCAGAGUAACAACAGACGAGGUGGUGGUCGCAGAUGA